GCACAUCAUUUAACCUGUUGUAUUUCUUUUUCUAAUUUUUUUUUAUUACCAUUUAACUUGAACGCAGCAGCGAAAGCGACAACAGCCACAUCAACAUUGCAGGUUCAGUUAAUUCCACCACGUAAACGCGGUCGCCCCAAAACCAAGAUAGAUGAUCCAUCGCCCAAGCUCAAGUUGCUCGAUAAGCUCAAAGCCGCCACCAAGAACGAAAGCGCCAGCAAGCCAGCCGUCUAUGCAUCCACCACAAAGGGUGGCGUUAAGCUGGUGUACGAGGGGCAUCUGUUCAAGUUUUCGUUCCGCAAGGCUCAAUUUUCGGUCUUCCAAUGCUGCUUCCGCGAACACGGCGAAGAGUGCAAAGUGCGCGUAGUCUGCGACCAAAAGAACGUUUUUCCGUUCGAUGGAGAGCAUGUGCACUUCAUGCAAGCUAGCGACAAGAGCGUCACUUCAUCUCAAUUUACACCAGCCGAUGGAGCAAUCAGUGUUGUGACUACUGCUGCACCGAAAGAGGAACCAAAAGUUGAGAUCUUAGUGCAGAAUCCAAGUACUGACAUUGAUGUGGAGCUGGUGCCAGAAGAGGAGGAGGAGAGCGAAGUGUUUGAAAUCCAUGAAAUUGAGGAAUCCGUUGCAAUGGAAACAUCUGCCGCAGCAGAAGAAGAAGGCGACCAGAACGAAACUCCGCCAGCUCCAACUGCUGGCGAAAUGGAUCCAAAUGAUUUUCGCGAGAAGAUCAAGCGUCGCCUGCAGAAGGCACUGCAGAACAAGAAGAAAUAACGCUACCAGAGAAACUUCUGGAGAAUUCUUUAAUUGCAGACAAUAAUUCCCCAGAAUCCACUUACACCUUUUACAUUAUUUUCUACAUUUAUUAUCCCUAUUAUACUUAAUCACAAUUAUAUUUCUAACUGAAUCAAUUCUACUGUUUUUUGUAAUAAAUUUGAUGUCAAUAAAGUCUCUAUUCCAUAAUAAA
Messenger RNA from Drosophila sulfurigaster albostrigata, 964 nucleotides. Its product is annotated as modifier of mdg4. NCBI's taxonomy places the organism in Eukaryota, Metazoa, Arthropoda, Insecta, Diptera, Drosophilidae. The record is from RefSeq and is a predicted model, not a curated record. The transcript has 2 exons. The annotation marks the transcript as partial.